Molecule: messenger RNA, 3551 nt
Organism: Tremella mesenterica DSM 1558
Lineage: Eukaryota; Fungi; Basidiomycota; Tremellomycetes; Tremellales; Tremellaceae
Exons: 5
Coding region: 206-3364 (1052 amino acids)
Biological process (GO): monoatomic cation transport; copper ion homeostasis
Cellular component (GO): membrane
Molecular function (GO): P-type divalent copper transporter activity; copper ion binding; ATP binding
Source: RefSeq, a predicted model, not a curated record
AUCUUUGGAUGCGCUUGACUGUCGCUCUGUCCUACACCGCCAGACCCUAUCUCUUGCCUACGUUUCAAAUUGGUUAGGAGGGUUAUAUAGCACCGGUGGAAAGCAAGUACAACACCUUCGGACCCAAUUAGUCAUCGGCCGAGAUUUUCCUGCUUUCUCCUGCAUACAGCACAAAUUCACUUACAAACCCAACCCACAGGUCACAAUGUCUCUACCAAUUCACACUCCUCCUUCUGGGCACACUAGGGGUCGUUCAAACUCUGGUCUGUUAUCAGCCAUCAUGAGCUCGCCCCUUUCGCUCUUCUCUCCAAAGAUGGGGUAUGGAAAUAUUUCCGUGGACGAAAGCAAGCUUGGCGAGUCAAGUAAACUGGUGGCACACGACUCGGCUGGUGUGAAGAGAGUGGAGCUCCGUAUUGGAGGUAUGACGUGUGGGGCUUGCGUGGCCAGUAUAGAAGGUCAGAUGAAACAACCUGGUAUCCGAAGUGUGCAAAUCUCACUACUGGCUGAAAGAGGUGUCGUGGAGUACGAAGAAGAUUUUGUGGACAACAAAGGUCAACCUUGGACCGAUGGGCGAGUAGCGGCGGAGAUCGAGGAUAUUGGGUUUGAUGCAGAGGUGGUGGAGAAGAGCGAAGUUGAGCAGGUUGAUCUUCGCAUCUUUGGAUUGGAAAACACCGACCUCGUCCAACCCAUCGUCUCCGCCACUUUGUCUUUGGCCGGUGUGCACGCAGCUGCCCUUCCGUAUCCACAUACCAACCUCAUCUUCUCACACUCUCCUCUACUUGUUUCCCUCAGAACCAUUGUUGAUACCCUCACGAAGGCCUUUCCUCAGCUCACAUUCCUCCCUACAUCGACUAAGAAUGAUUCGCAGCUGGCUUCUUUGCAGAAACACAAAGAGACUGCUUUGUGGCGUCGGAUAUUUAUCCUUUCGGCAUGCUUUGCAGUGCCCAAUUUCGUCAUCGGAAUGCUCAGCAUGCAUCUACCCAUGUGGCUGAUGGGUUGGACGAGUUGGCGAAUAGUGCGGGGUAUAUACCUGGGAGAUGUGGUCUGUCUUGGACUGACGCUGCCGGUGCAAGUCUGGCUGGGAAGGAGAUUUUACGACAACGCAUGGAAGAGUCUGAGACACAAAUCCGCAACAAUGGAUGUUCUCGUCGUGCUUGGCACUUCGGCCGCUUUUGGUUAUUCUGUCGCUGCCAUGUUCUUUGCCAUGUUCAGCUCUGAUCCAGAUUAUCGACCCCAAACAUUCUUUGACACCUCCACCAUGCUUAUCACUUUCGUCUCCCUUGGUCGGUACAUCGAAAAUUUAGCGAAAGGCAAAACCUCGGCCGCAUUGACCGACCUCAUGGCACUCACUCCUUCCUCAGCCACCAUAUUUGUUGCUCCACCGUCAGAAGACGAGAAAUUCGACGCCUCAGCACCUACUCGAAAGAUCCCUACGGAGCUUGUGCAAGUGGGCGACGUCGUACUGCUCGUGCCUGGGGAACGAAUCUCAGCCGAUGGAGUAGUACUGUCUGGUUCUACGUCAGUGGACGAGUCCAUGGUCACUGGUGAAGCUCUUGCUGUCCCGAAAGUUGCCAAAUCGCAAGUCAUUGGAGGUACCGUCAAUGGUCUUGGAACACUCACCUUCCGUGUCACUCGUGCUGGGUCAAAUACCGCACUUGCUCAGAUCGUCAAAUUGGUGGAAGACGCUCAGACAUCAAAAGCUCCUAUUCAGGCAUUUGCUGAUAGAGUGGCUGGAAUCUUUGUUCCGGCUGUCAUUUUACUCUCCCUUGCCACUUUCUUCAUCUGGAUGUUCAUUUCUCUUGUCUCUUCCACCGGAUCUCUCCCUGACGUUUUUCAUUCGCCAGGAAUGAGCAAGUUUGGUGUUUGUCUCAAACUUUGCAUCUCCGUGGUCGUCGUGGCAUGUCCAUGCGCCUUGGGACUGGCCACUCCGACGGCUGUCAUGGUUGGUACUGGAGUUGGAGCGAAGAACGGUAUUUUGAUCAAGGGUGGCAAAGCGCUAGAAGCUUGCAGGGAUGUACGAAGGGUUGUUUUCGACAAAACGGGAACUGUCACAGAAGGCAAGAUGCGAGUGACCGCUACUUUUUGGACCCCCAAUGGUAAUCUCCUCACUUCGGAUGAUGCUCUGCAACCGGAUCUCGACACCGCUUCUACGUUGUCACUCACGACCGCCGCUCCACCCUUACAACGCCAUACGGUACUUGCGCUGCUUGCUUUGUCAGAAGCACGAUCGGAGCAUCCUCUCGCUGUCGCUGUUGCGUCUUAUGCUCGAGAAGCUUUGAGUAAUGCCGGUCUUGCACCUCCUCAUGGAGAAGUGACAUCUUUCGAAUCUCAUCCUGGACAAGGUGUGGAAUCCUUCGUCAAACUCGCAAAUAAUCGAGGUGAAGAACAACUCCGAAUCGGCAAAACAGAAUUCAUACUAUCGACCGAAUCCAAGACGAAUGAAGCUUUGGGUGAAACUUCAUUGUCUGGAUCUUUAAGACAUUUCGAACAAGUUCAAACAUCCCGAGCUCGAACAGUCAUAUUCGUAUCAAUCAUCCGUCCCGCUUCUUCACCAAUACCAGUCCUUGCUAUAGCUCUUUCAGAUUCACCUAAACCAUCUUCCAUCCAUGCCAUCUCCUCAUUACGUAGAAUGGGAAUAUCCGUUUCUCUUCUUACUGGUGAUGCACCUUCCACUGCCAGAGCUAUUGCUCGAGAAAUUGGUAUACCAGAAGACGACGUUUAUGCAGGUGUAUCACCUAAAGGAAAAGCGAAAAUCGUCCGUGAUCUCAUGACCAACCAAAAUGGUGGUGUAGCAAUGGUAGGAGAUGGUAUAAACGAUUCACCUGCUCUUGUCGCUGCUUCUUUAGGUAUCGCAUUAUCUUCAGGAACAAGUGUGGCUAUCGAAGCCGCCGACGUUGUUUUGAUGCGUUCGGAUUUAUUAGAUGUGGUGGCUGCUUUAGAUCUUGGUAGAAGUAUAUUCCGAAAGAUUAGAUGGAAUUUACUUUGGGCAUGUUGUUACAACAUAUUGAUGAUACCUUUAGCUAUGGGAGUUUUGUUACCUUGGGGUAUACAUUUACAUCCUAUGAUGGCUGCGGCUGCUAUGGCUUUCUCUUCGGUUUCUGUGGUUUUGUCAUCUUUGACUUUGAGGUGGUGGCGUCGACCAGCUUCAAGUCUCAUGCCUGGUCAAACUCCCGAACCCAGUGGGAUAAUGUUCGGUAUCGGUGAAUUAUACUCUGAAUUCGUCGAAUACAUCUCUACCAUCCUAUCUUCUGUCAAAUCAGGAAAUUGGUCUUUUUUGCGAGGGUUGAACACGAGAAGACCCAGUACGGCAGAAUACGAAGCUAUACCUCUUUCUAUGGAUAGAGCGUCUCCUUUACCCAGAUAACAUCGGAUAAGUUUGAUCAGUCAUGUCAAGUCGUAAGAUGUAAAGUGGAAGUCAACAAAUAUCGGUUAAAAGCGGUUGGGAAAUGGAGAGUAGUGUGAGCGGACGGGCUGAUGAGGAGGGAAGAGAAGCUCUUGAGUCCACUUUUGAUCUAGAAAUAACAACAGAUGCAUCUUUGUUCCCACUUUUC